Paramecium sonneborni is the source of this 1251-nucleotide messenger RNA. The record is from the annotation of a GenBank genome assembly. NCBI's taxonomy places the organism in Eukaryota, Ciliophora, Oligohymenophorea, Peniculida, Parameciidae.
AUGAGAGAAAUAAUACAUAUAGGUUUGGGGAACUGUGGAGUCAGAAUAGGAUGCAAAUUCUAUGAAUAACUUAUUCAAGACUAUUAAAUUGAAAAUAACAGGACUUGUGAAAAACCUGUAGAAGGAAUAGAAGUACACUUUAGUGAGAUUGGAGAUAAAAAGUUUGUUCCCAGAUCAAUUUUAUGUUCAAGAGAUGUAGAAUAGAUACUUGCGAAUCCAUAAUCUCUUAUUUUCAAUCCAAAUAACUAUUAAAUGGAUUUAGAAGAAUGUUUGCGUAAGGAAGUGGAAAUUUGUGAUAACUGCCAAGGAAUAUAGAUAACUCAUCAUUUAAGCACAGAUAUCAGCACAUUAUAAAAUGUUGUUGAAACUUAUAAAAAUGUUGUAUAGACCUUUACAAUCUUCCCUAAUCAAGAAUAUGGACAUGAUAUAGUAAAAAGUGCGUAGAAUUUUAGUAUUCUUGAAGGAUUAAAUGUGGUUGCCUUUGAUAAUUUCGGAUUAAAUGAUUUCUAUUCAAGAUAAUAUAAAUCGACAUUAACAUUUAAUGAUUACAAUAUGUUAAUAGCAACAGUAAUGAAUGCCAUAACAUCACCAAUGAGAUAAAGUGGCAAUUAUACUUUAGAGAAAAUGUAUUCAGUUGCUUCAUUAAUGAAUAUAGAAGUUUGCAAACUUGUUCAGGAUAAACAAUCUCAGAUAAAUCUUCAAUAAAUUAUGGAUACAAAAUUAUUGAUUGAUACUAGUUAGAAUGUGAAUGAGAAGAUCAUACAAGCAACUCUUUUUGCAAGAACAAAUCAAUUAACACCAAAUUAAUUACAUUAACAAUUGUAAUAAACUGCAAAAUAGUUCUACAACAAUAUAAUUAAUUUAAAUUAUCAAAUAACUUCUUAUAAGUAAGAGAUAUUAAUUUCAUUGUAUAAAUCUUCUCACAUAAAAUUUAAAUUACAAUAGUUGAAGAAUAAUGUCAAUUUGUUGAAAGCAAGAAAAGCAUUUAAUCAAAUAUAUUAAUGGGAUGAAUAACCUUAAAAUCUUGAAUAUAUAAAUAAAAUAAUUUCUUUAUGUGAUCAAAUUGUAAAUACUCAUUAAGAAUAAUAAUAACAAUAAUAAUAAAUUUCAGCUUAAGCAUCAAGUCCAAUAUCAGUUUCUGAUAACAAGAUGGAGAAACAAAAAGACUACAUUAAAGCAUCAGAACAAGUUGAAGCAUCUCCAAAAAAGUAAAUAUCUAUAGGGCAGUAACUUAUAUCAAGAAAUGGAUGA